Durio zibethinus is the source of this 1343-nucleotide messenger RNA. The record is from RefSeq and is a predicted model, not a curated record. Lineage: Eukaryota; Viridiplantae; Streptophyta; Magnoliopsida; Malvales; Malvaceae.
GUUACAUGAUGUAGUUUUCAACGAGUCAUUCAUGUCAUUGUUGGCACAAACAAAAACCCUACAUACUUUAUCAACCGAAGCAGCCGUUCACUUAUCUUUUCUUAUAUUCCAUUUUUCUCUUCUUCAUUUAGAAUUAGAGCAUCAAUUGAACCAACAGAAAGGUCAAGCUGCAGGGAUAUUGGAUAUAGAAAAAGGAUGAUGUCUCGUACAUGCGAAGAGGUUGCUCGUGGCGGAGGAGGAGAGAAAGGCAUCAUGCUAUUUGGUGUUCGAGUCAUGGAAGGGUCUUUCAGGAAAAGUGUUAGCAUGAAUAAUCUUUCUCAUUUUGAUCACCAUCAGGAUUCUAACGCAGAUGCUGGGUAUGCUUCUGAUGAUGUAGUUCAUGCAUCUGGAAGGAGCCGUGAGCGCAAGAGAGGUGUUCCAUGGACGGAGGAGGAGCAUAGAUUGUUCUUAUUGGGGUUGCAGAAAGUAGGGAAAGGAGAUUGGAGAGGGAUUUCGAGAAACUUUGUGAAGACACGUACGCCUACUCAGGUGGCAAGUCAUGCUCAGAAGUACUUUCUCAGGCGAAAUAACCAGAAUCGGAGACGCCGUAGAUCUAGUCUUUUUGAUAUAACAACUGAUUCGUUCAUUAAUUCAACUAUAUUGGAAGAAGAUCAAGUCCACCAAGAAAACGUUUCGUUACAGCUUCCACUGCCACAGCCACAGAUGAAUAGAUUUCCUAUGUCAACGUUUCCAGUGAAUUUAAGCCCUGUAGUUUUACCAGUCACGGAAGAAAAUAGGGUCAUGGAGAAUCUCACAACAGGGUCAAGCCCCAAAGCAAAACCAUCUCCAAAGCUUAUCCGUCCAAUACCAAUUUUUCCAGUUUCUCCAUCAUCAAAUAUGGCUGAUCUUAAUCUAAACCAGAAAACCCAAGUUGACCCUUUACCUCUAUCGUUGAAACUCUCAACGCCAUCGGUCGAUGAGCAGUCAACGGCGGCGGCAGCAGCACACUCGUCUUCUUUUCAGGCCAUGUCAAGUGGUGACAGCAAUAGCAUCAUCAGCGUUGCUUGAAAAAUGAAGAAUAUCUGGGGAUAUAGUAGUAAAUUAAUUGGAGCUGUAAAGGUGCAUUAAUUAGAUGAAAAAAAUGAUUAGGUGACAUUCCUUGUUUUGUGCAGGUUAAAUAUUACUUAAUUAGAGGAGGGGUCUAAAGAAAGUGGGGUGUAGUUGUCUUUGAUUUUGUAGGCGGAAAUCUUGUUCGGUCUGUCUGGUUACUGUUUGUGGACGAGAGGGAAUGUCUUCUCUGCUCAUUUUGGUUUGUUGGUUUUUAGAACUUGAACAAGUGAACAAAAAACUAUAACUGGAUUCUA